Messenger RNA from Acanthopagrus latus (yellowfin seabream), 929 nucleotides. Its product is annotated as gamma-crystallin M3-like. The coding region runs from base 468 to 872 and encodes 134 amino acids. Gene Ontology annotation, molecular function: structural constituent of eye lens. Gene Ontology annotation, biological process: lens development in camera-type eye; visual perception. Lineage: Eukaryota; Metazoa; Chordata; Actinopteri; Spariformes; Sparidae. The transcript has 4 exons. The record is from RefSeq and is a predicted model, not a curated record.
UUAUUUUUUCAUCCUCAGUUUACACACAUCUUUGUGUUUAUACAGUAGAACACAAUAUUAUACAUGUAAAAUCGUAUUUUGCUGGUUAAUGCAGAUGAUUUCGGAGCUGUACGCGCUGCCGUAACAGGUUCGAAAGCCACAUUUUACAGAACUGUAGCACAACGUUUUGAAUUCAGCGCUAUUCACCGCAGGGCGGCAGGACUGGAUGCAGUCACUGAAGCCGAUGGCGCUCUGAUACUCGGGGGGGACUCUCCGGCGGUCAGGAGGCACUGCCGGCCCGUGAAGUCGGGACAGUCGUAGACCACGAACGUCCCGAUCUCCACCCUGCAGGAGCUGCACCAGCUCAGAUCAUAUUCUACGAGGACCGCAACUUCCAGGGUCGCUCCUACGAGACCAGCAAUGACUGCCCGGAGCUCACCUCCUACCUGAGUAGGUGUAACUCCUGCAGGGUUGAGAGCGGCCUUUUCAUGGUGUACGAGAAGCCCAACUUCAUGGGCCAUCAGAUGCUGGUGAGGAGGGGCGAGUACCCGGACAACCAGCACCUGAUGGGAAUGAGCAUGAGCGACUGCAUCAGGUCCAGCCGCAUGAUCCCCACGUACAGGGGACCUUACCGAAUGAGGAUCUACGAGAGGGAGAACUUCGGAGGCCAGAUGCACGAGCUGAUGGACGACUGUGACAACAUGAUGGAUCGCUUCCGCAUGUCCGACUGCCAGUCCUGCAACGUGAUGGACGGCCACUGGCUGAUGUUCGAGCAGCCCAACUACAGAGGCAGGAUGAUGUACCUCAGGCCAGGGGAGUACAGGAACCUCAGAGAUAUGGGGAUGAGUGACAUGACAAGGUUCUGCUCCAUCAGGCGCAUCAUGGACUGUUAACUCAAACUGCAAUGUACUAAGUGAAAAAAAAAAAAUAAAACCAGCUGAAAUCCAACA